GUAAUUCGGUUAUUCAAAGAACUGUGCAAGGUGUGCUUCAAAGUGGCCUCCAUGGAGGAGGAGUUACUAGUAAGAACAAGCCAGCUGCAGGGGCUGUGGUCGUUCRACAGCCAGCUGCAGGGGCUGCCGUCRUCCGACAGCAGCCGGAAGAAAAGAAGGGAGGGAAGUCUCUCUCUUGUGGUCCGUCCCCCCCAGCACAAAAAAAGAAACAAGCAGUGAUUGUUACUGGUGGUACUGGUGGUAACAGUAUGAAGCUGCUCUCCCCUGCCGUUGCUGCAGACAGGACCACCAUCAGUCCAACUAAGAUGAUUCUACGGCAGCAACUUGAUGAAGCAAGGAAGGAAGCCGCAAAAAGAAAGAAUGAAUCRGAUGAUUUUGAGAGAGCAGCCAAGAACAUUAGGUGUGAGCUAGAACAAGCCCAGCAAAAGAUCGUGGAUAUGCACAAGGAAAUUGAAUCCCUGAGUGAAGAUUUGCAAGAUUUGCAGAAGAAAAUGCUAUCCGAGAAGAUUCAGGAGGCAAAGGAUAUCUACAAGCAGAAGGAGCUUGCUUGGGAAAAAGAAAGAAGGUCCCAGCUUGAGAGUGAGCUGAAGAUGUCCCAGCGAUUGAAGGAACUCGAAGAGGCACGGCGUGCAGGAACAGCAAUCAACCAACCCCCCCCCCACUGCAUUAUUAUGUGAAUGAUCAUCCUCCUCGUCGCGACCGGCUCGACCGCACAUAAUUUUCUCCUUCAGGAACUUUUUCGAAGGUUUUCCAGAGUACAGAUCAGAAUACAAACGGAUUACACGUACUGCGUGAGCAGCUCGCCGAUUAUAUUACAAACUCGUACGUACCCAAGUACCUUCCAUAGUCAGAGUGUUGUUUUUAUUUUGUCAUCCUUGUUUUUCAUGAUCCAUUUUCAAACAAUAGCAGGAAGAAAGCUACAACGAUGGUAUUUUCUACACCAUUUCGCACAGACUGUCUUGCGGGUAAGGUUGCUCUGGUAACAGGUGGAGGAUCUGGAAUAUGUUUCGAAUUGACGAAGCAAUUGCUAGCCCACGGAGCGAAAGGGGCGGUUAUCUGUGGCAGACGACAGCAAUUUUUGGAGCGUUCCUCAUCGAUCUUGGAAAGGGAAACCGGCAAGAUAUGCAAGUGGAAGGUCUGCGACGUAAGGGAUCCCAAGGCCUGUGAGGAUGCGGUAAAAUAUGCAUUGAAUGAGUUUUCAAGAUUAGAUAUUUUAGUGAAUGGAGCAGCAGGAAAUUUCCUUGCCGAAGCGAAGACUCUGAAACCAAAAGGAUUUGCCACCGUCAUGUCCAUCGAUGCUUUGGGUACUUUCAACAUGUGUUCUGCGGCAUUUCCUGCCCUAGCGAAAGCAGCGAAAGACAAGAGGACAAACAACGACGCCCUUGUCGUAAACAUCUCUGGUACGUAUCGUGCUUUUCAGAGCGAAACAACUCUCGUCGCAAUUGGUUAGUUGAUUGUUCGAUUUAUUACUAACAACCGCGCACGCAUUUUAAGCCACGUUGCAAUCUCCCGCAACACACUGGCAAGCCCAUGCCAGUGCUGCAAAGUCGGCUGUUGACUCGCUCACGCGCAGUUUAGGUUUGGAGUGGGGCGAGUACAAUGUUCGAGUGGUUGGGAUUGCACCAGGUCCCAUCAAAGAUACCCCCGGUACCACCAAAUUAUCCCCUGGAAUGUCCGGGGAGGAAGUCAACGAUCUCAUAGGAAACGGAAUACCCCUAGGUCGUAUGGGAAGCGCAACGGAAAUUGGUCACGCCGCUGUCUAUCUUGCUACAGCGAAGUACGUGACGGGUGAAACUUUGAUUGUAGACGGUGGGGAAUGGCUGUAUAAGCCACCGAUGGUUCCGAAAGACCUGGUGUCCACGUUAUCGCGGAAGGUAGAAAAGAGAAGUCGGGCACAGGCCCCAAAAUCACGUCUUUAGAUAUAUUAUGUAUCGGAAAGAAAGUUAUGAACUGCAU
Messenger RNA from Pseudo-nitzschia multistriata, 1956 nucleotides. The record is from the annotation of a GenBank genome assembly. Lineage: Eukaryota; Bacillariophyta; Bacillariophyceae; Bacillariales; Bacillariaceae.